Cuscuta europaea is the source of this 3083-nucleotide messenger RNA. The record is from the annotation of a GenBank genome assembly. NCBI's taxonomy places the organism in Eukaryota, Viridiplantae, Streptophyta, Magnoliopsida, Solanales, Convolvulaceae.
GUUGGUAUGUGUAGUACUAUUAAUCCGUUUAAAUUAAAUCUCAAAUAUUACAAUCACCCCCACUUAGGAAUACAACGUCCUCGUUGAGCCCAUAAACCAAUCUCAAUCAUAUCCCAGAAUUUUUUCCCCUGCUAAGUGCCCGCCCGAUAUCCAACGGAUCAGCACACUGUCGCAGGGUUGCUUUGAUACCAUUUGUAACGCCCCGACCCCGUAGGCCCCGAGGUAGUUACUUUUAACCUCUAGUACUAGCCUCACAAACCGCCACUAGCCUUUUCCGCACACUUUGUCCUCACUCGUGCGCGCCCUGAGAAACUUCCCAGGGGGUCACCCAUCCCAAGACUACUCCCGUGCAAGCACGCUUAACUUUGGAGUUCUUGGCUAAUGAGCUCCCUUAAAAGGAGAUGCACCUUGUUGGUAUGAGUAGUACUAUUAAUCCGUUUAAAUUAAAUCUCAAGUAUUACAGGCGAAGACUGGGGAUACCCUGGCGGAUAGAAAGAAGUUCGAGAGGGCCCUCCGGAUAAAUUCUAUCUCCGCACCUCCCGCCAAAAAACAUAAGGCCGAACCCAUCACAUUCGGGACAGUGGAUCUACCGCCAUCACCGGCGCCGCACAGGGAUGAGUUGGUAAUCAGCAUGGAUAUCCGGGAGUGGAUAAUCCAGCGAGUCCUGGUUGACACAGGAAGCAGUGUCAAUGUCCUCUACUGGGAAGUAUUCGAGAAGAUGCAUCUGAGCAGGGCCGAUCUGAGCCCCCUACGGACACCCCUGGCUGGUUUCACCGGCCACAGCAUCGAUGCAGAAGGGAUGAUCAUCCUGCUGGUCACAACUGGGAAAAAAUAUGAAGAGGGAGAAACUCUCCCAUCUCUCUGAAAAAAUUCCAGUCAACUCCUAACUCCGUUCAUGGAAAUCUGGCAACCUCAAUGCCGGCAAAAGCUUUUUUACGAUGAUAAUGUUCCUACAAACAACUUUUGGAAUAUUCCAGCUAGGAAUCCACAACAAGAAUUCUGGAAUCAACACUAUCACACCAGGCUUUUGAGCGGUAGACGCACAAGGAAAGGACUGUCCAGAAUGUGUAUCCCUUUCAAUCAAUACCAUGAGCCGUUAAUUUGGGGCAACACCAGCCAACAGCCACAUCGGAGAAUAUGGUCACCUGAGCUUCACUCCAGCUCAACCUCUUUUCAGCCGACUAUCUGUAAGUUUUCAGGCCAUCAGCGAACUAAACACUUGAAUACACGCACGAGCAGUAGUUAUCCUUUUCAUUGCUGCACUCAUGAACACUCCAGGCGGAGGAUUUGGUCACCUGAGCUUCACUACAGCUCAAACCCUGUUCAGCCACACACCACCAGUAGUUACCCUUUUGAUUACUGGGCUCCUGAACACACCAAGCCACGACCAGUACGCAGAAGCUGGACUCAUGCGUAUCACCCAAGAGCUAACACACACAAUUUUUGGUAUCCCCCUGGCCGCCUUGUAGCUACAAAGAACUUCAUGAGGGAUCGAAGGUACGCUCUUCAGCGCCCCCCGGUCCAGCCACCCCUACAACAUCCCCAAAUCGAAGAAGACGGUUGGAGUUUGGUUAAAUACAAGGGAAGAAGAAGCCCACACGUUCCAUUGUUGAGUCUCCCGACACCUCUGCAGAAGAAAGGUGGAACAGGUAGCGCUAAUCGCUACCAGAGUUUACGAGGAGAAGAUGAAAUCCCCUGUUCCCAACCCUCUGAUUCUGAGGUCGAAUCAGAGUCCAAUUUCCUUGAUACUCAGAAAUUUUGUGUGAUUUCAAAUACCAUCACUGAGCGUCGAACCAAGAGUGAGCCCAAGAAAUCGACUGUUAAAGACCUCGGUGCUCUAAGACGACGGCCGGAAAAUUCGUCGGUACCUCCGUUAGACUCAUCUCUAGGACCACCGGCUAUCAUCCCAACAACCGACAACCUGCUAGAGGAUAACAAUCGACUGACUGGCAAAGCAAAAAUCACAUGGGCCGAUCUACUCAAGGGAAGCUCUACAGACAACAUGGACAGGAGGGGUGGCCCAGAUAUUUUCCCCAAUAAUCCCCCUUUUGCUGUAAGACUUUGGGUUAAAAAAAUUGGACAAUAAAGAUAGGUCCAUAACGAUUGUGAACGACGGAGCAGAUGAGCAAAUCUAUGAAAGUGAAAAAUACUCCUUUGGAGAAAAUGGGUUUGGCUCGGUCAAAAUAGGUUCCACAAUUUUUAAAUUUGCAGUUCGAGAGAGAGAUCUGGUCCUCUUCCAAUUAAAAAAACUCUCCUACACAAAAUUCAUCUCAGAAUUGAUCUUGUCGCAGAAAUCAUCCGAUUCAUCUCUGAGCUCGCAAAUACGGCUCAAGAAAAGACCACAAAGAGAUUUGGAGAUCUUACGAUUUCUAUGGAAAUUAACAGAGUGGGCUAUUAUAUAAAAAUGGAGAAAUUCAAGGGGAGCUUCAUUCAAAUACCCAUGGGACACCUUAACUCGAGUCUAUCUUUAUUCCUUAAUAUUUUAUCUAAUUUUGUAGGGUUCUCAAAGUCAGUGCAGGAUGAUUCAUUUUCUCUUCAACACGGGAGGGUAAUAGAAAGUGAGGAUUCCACCGCAAUUUCAAAACUGAUUUUUAGUUAUCAGAUCCAGGGAAGAGAUAUUGAAAAUACCCAUGUGCACUCAUCUAGGAAACAACCACAGCUAUCAUUGAUCCAGGCUUACUCAGAUGCAUCUGACGAUUUUGAUUAUUCUGAUGACUCAUUCUAUAGAGAUGACUUCUUGGGACAUACAACAGAAAGUGAUCGUCGUCUUCCUAUCUCCUUCCCAGAAGAAAUUAAAAAAUCCAAAUUCAAUACUGCGAUCUGCAACAAAGCUAAUUUCAUAACCUCAAAAAAUUGUCUGUCAACCGACAACCUGAACACGCAGCUCAAAAUCUACAGGAAAUCUCAAAAGAACAAAAGGCGCCACAACAUGAAAACUAGGUCGCAAUCCUGAGAUUUCCCAUGGGAUUAGCUCUUUUUUUAGUUUUGUUUCGCGUUCUUUUAGUUCUUUUCCUUCUUUUCUUUCAUGUACUUUUAUUUUAGUUUUCCUUCACGCACUGUACUCCUUUUUAUUUCAAUAAAAU